AUGCGUUCGGUGGUGAGGGGCGCACUAACGAUCGGGCGUUUUAUGUCUUUUAGGAGUUAUCUAAGAAAAUUUUAUUUGGCGCUGGACGCCUUAACAGAUAUUUAUAAAGACCUUCAUUACUCCCUCGUCGCCUCAGAACGCUACUUCGAGCUCAUAGACAGAACACCCAAAAUAGAUACUCCCACCAACACCACCCCAGCGGCCCCCCUAGGGGCCCCCCUAGGGGCCCCCUUAGGGGCCCCCCCAGGGGCCCCACUAGGGGCCCCCCUAGGGGCCCCCCUCGGGGCCCCCGUAGGGGCCCCAAGCUCUAUGGGGCCCCUAUCUGCACACGGACUUGCCCAGGGGGGCCCCCAGGGGGCCCCUGAGGGGCCCCUCAAGGGGGGGGAGGUGGGAAGUGGAGGGGGGAGAGGAGCCCCGGCGUCAGUGGAGUUUAAAAAUGUUGAAUUUGCGUAUGAAGUGGGGGCGGCAGGGGAGGGGGGCCCCCAGGGCCAAGGGGGGGGGCCCCCCAACAGCCCCCUGAUACUGAAGGGGUUCUCGCUGCGCGUACCACCAGGAGAAGUGCUGGCCCUCGUCGGCCCCUCAGGCGCCGGCAAGUCCACCAUAGUGAAACUCGCCCAGCGGUUCUAUGACCCCCAGAGCGGUGCGGUGUACAUGGAUGGAAAGGACCUGCGUGAGUCAGACUUGCUGCUGCUGCGGCAGCAGAUAGCAUACGUCGAGCAGGAGCCGCUGCUGUUCAGGCGCAGCAUCGCCGACAACAUCGCCUAUGGCCUGAGGCCGCUGCAGCACACCAGCGACGCCUGGAUUGCGCAGACCACGAGGGCACGCAACCACCACCACCAACAGCAGCAGCAGCAGCAGCAGCAGCAGCAGCAGCAGCAGCAGCAGGUGCAGCACACGAGCGAUGAAAGCGGGUCGUAUGAGGCAGAGUUGGCCCGGGCGCUGAGUCACCCGCAGGCUGCACACUGGCCUCCUGGUCUGCUGCAGCGAGUUGUUGCUGCAGCAGCAGCAGCAAACGCGCUGCCUUUCAUCGCGCGGCUGCCUGAUGGAGUAUUCACUAUCUGCGGUGAUGGGGCUGUCCGUCUGUCAGGCGGACAGAAGCAGAGAAUUGCUGUGGCGAGAGCGUUGCUGCGAGAGCCCCGGCUGCUAAUACUCGAUGAGGCGUCGAGCUGCCUCGAUGCAGAGAGCGAGGCGGCGCUGGCGGAGACACUGAGGAGGCUGAAGGGGAAAACCACCGUCAUCACCAUCGCCCACAAACCCUCCAGCCUGAGAGAGGCAGACCGCGUCGCCGUCAUAGAAGACGGGCGCGUUGUGGAGGAGGGCAGGCGGGCGGAGCUGCUGCAGUCAGCCAACUCAAAGUACAGGCAGCUGCAGCUGGACGGGGCUCUCGCAUAA
Molecule: messenger RNA, 1392 nt
Organism: Eimeria mitis
Lineage: Eukaryota; Apicomplexa; Conoidasida; Eucoccidiorida; Eimeriidae
Product: ATP-binding cassette sub-family B member 5, putative
Exons: 5
Coding region: 1-1392 (463 amino acids)
Biological process (GO): transmembrane transport
Cellular component (GO): membrane
Molecular function (GO): ATPase-coupled transmembrane transporter activity; ATP hydrolysis activity; ATP binding
Source: RefSeq, a predicted model, not a curated record